Messenger RNA from Eimeria mitis, 765 nucleotides. RefSeq lists its product as uncharacterized. Bases 1 to 765 code for a protein of 254 amino acids. NCBI's taxonomy places the organism in Eukaryota, Apicomplexa, Conoidasida, Eucoccidiorida, Eimeriidae. Gene Ontology annotation, molecular function: ice binding. The transcript is spliced from 4 exons. The record is from RefSeq and is a predicted model, not a curated record.
AUGCACCUGCAUGAACACAGCAGCAGCAGCAGCAGCAGCAGCAGCAGCAGCAGCAGCAGCAGCUGCGGGAGCAGCAGCAGCAGCGGGAGCAGGAGCGGGAGCAGCAGCGGGAAGGGAGUUGCAGCAGCAGGAAAAGAACAGCUGUUGCUGCAGCAGCAACUGCAGCAGCAACAAAUACAGCAGCAGCAGCAAAUGCAGCAGCAGCAAAUACAGCAGCAACAAAAACAACAAAAACAGCAGCAAGAAGAAAUAAAACAAAAUACAGAAAAAACAAAAGUUUUGUCGAUGGGGAUAGAGUGGGCCCUCAGAGCCAUUUCUUACACCCGCAGCCAGCAGCAGCAGCAGCAGCAGCAGCAGCAGCAGCAGCAACAGCAGCAGCGAACAACAACACAGUACACUAUAGCAGCAGCAACAGAAACAGCAGCAGCAACAACAAUAACAGCAGCAGCAGCAGCAGCAGCAGCAGCAACAGCAGCAACAGCAGCAACAACAGCUUCUCUGUAUACCUUCACACCGAGGAGGAAAUAUCAUACAAACUUCAACCCCCUGCAUGCAUGCACCCAGGCAGCAGCAGCUGCAGCAGCAGCAGCUGCAGCAGCAGCAGCUGCAGCAGCAGCAGCUGCAGCAGCAGCAGCUGUAGCAGCAGCAGCUGCUGCUCCUGGUGCAGCAACAGCAGCUGCAGAAACAGCUGCAGCAGCAGCAACAGCAGCUGCUGCUGCUGCUGCUGCUGCUGCUGCUGCAGCAAAGGCGCCUCGAGUGAACUGA